Polyodon spathula (Mississippi paddlefish) is the source of this 1642-nucleotide messenger RNA. RefSeq names its product signal peptide peptidase 3 (gene sppl3). NCBI's taxonomy places the organism in Eukaryota, Metazoa, Chordata, Actinopteri, Acipenseriformes, Polyodontidae. Gene Ontology annotation, biological process: membrane protein proteolysis. The transcript is spliced from 11 exons. The coding region runs from base 384 to 1550 and encodes 388 amino acids. Gene Ontology annotation, cellular component: Golgi-associated vesicle membrane; lumenal side of endoplasmic reticulum membrane; cytoplasmic side of endoplasmic reticulum membrane. The record is from RefSeq and is a predicted model, not a curated record. Gene Ontology annotation, molecular function: aspartic endopeptidase activity, intramembrane cleaving.
CGCCCCCGGCCAUUGAAAACAAAGCUAUCUGCGCGGCUUCCAUUACAGCUUGUGCAAGAUAGCAUUGAGAGACACGGAGCAAGAAAGAAGAGAGAAAGAGAGAGAUCUGCAGAUGGGAUUAACCUCACAAUAGCAAGGUACGAGCCCCGAGCCAGUCCUGCUUGGAGGCGAAGAGACGACAGCAAGCCCAGAGGUUGUAUAAAGAGGUGUUUUUUUUUUUUUUUCCUUGAUAUAUACUAAGCACAGCAGCUGCGCCAUGUUGUUGCUGAAAGGCUGUUAUUAAGGAGCCGAUCCCUAAUAAAAAAACGGAGUUAAUCCCAAAGAUUCAGUGAAAAGGACCCCCUUUGCCUCCUGCAACCAUCGCGUCCUCAUCCUUCGGUGAGAUGGCGGAGCAAACGUUUUCCUGGGCGUAUUCCCUGGUAGACUCCAGCCAGGUCUCCACCUUCCUCAUCUCCAUUCUCCUCAUAGUCUACGGCAGCUUUAGGUCAUUAAACAUGGACUUGGAGAACCAGGACAAGGACAAGGAUGGGAAUGCCAUGUCGCAGGGAACGUUUAAUACCAACGCCAGCAACAACACGGUGUGUUGUGUUCCAGGUAUUCAGACUAUCGACUCGACCCAGGCGCUGUUCCUGCCCAUCGGAGCCUCGGUCUCCCUGCUCGUCAUGUUCUUCUUCUUUGAUUCCGUUCAGGUGGUCUUCACGAUCUGCACGGCAGUUCUCGCAACGAUAGCCUUUGCCUUCCUGCUCCUACCGAUGUGCCAGUAUCUAACAAGACCCUGCUCCCCUCAGAACAAAAUCUCCUUCGGCUGCUGUGGCAGGUUCACUGCCGCAGAGCUGCUCUCCUUCUCCCUGUCUGUGAUGCUGGUCCUCAUCUGGGUGUUGACCGGGCACUGGCUGCUGAUGGACGCUCUGGCCAUGGGCCUAUGUGUCGCCAUGAUCGCCUUCGUCCGGCUGCCAAGCCUAAAGGUCUCCUGCUUGUUGCUGUCUGGCCUGCUGAUCUACGAUGUGUUCUGGGUCUUCUUCUCAGCCUACAUCUUCAGCAGCAACGUGAUGGUGAAAGUGGCCACGCAGCCUGCAGACAACCCCCUGGACGUGCUGUCCCGAAAACUGCACCUGGGGCCCAACGUGGGCCGGGACGUCCCGCGGCUAUCGCUGCCUGGCAAGCUAGUCUUCCCGAGCUCCAGUGGAAGCCACUUCUCCAUGCUGGGGAUCGGAGACAUCGUGAUGCCGGGGCUGCUGCUCUGCUUCGUGCUGCGUUACGACAACUACAAGAAGCAGGCCAACGGGGAGGUGCCCGGCACCCCCAACACCUCGGGGCGCAUGAACAAGGUCUCCUACUUCCACUGCACGCUCAUCGGAUACUUUGUGGGUCUGCUGACGGCAACGGUUGCCUCCCGGAUUCACCGCGCGGCUCAGCCUGCUCUGCUGUACCUCGUUCCCUUCACUCUGCUGCCCCUGCUCACCAUGGCCUACCUGAAGGGGGACCUGCGGCGCAUGUGGUCGGAGCCCUUCCACUCCAAGGCCAGCAGCUCUCGUUUCCUGGAGGUAUGAUGGGGCCCCGCGGCCCGCGAGCCAGCCAGCGUGUGCAUGGACUGGUGCAGAGAAGCAGCUGGGUGCCCAAGGGUUUGUGUCUUGUGGUUUUG